Messenger RNA from Penicillium macrosclerotiorum, 624 nucleotides. RefSeq lists its product as uncharacterized. The transcript has 4 exons. Bases 1 to 624 code for a protein of 207 amino acids. The record is from RefSeq and is a predicted model, not a curated record. NCBI's taxonomy places the organism in Eukaryota, Fungi, Ascomycota, Eurotiomycetes, Eurotiales, Aspergillaceae.
AUGCAGCCCAUCUGGAGUGUCAAGAGCAGCAGGGCAAGUCUGCUCCUGCUACUACUUGCCCUGUUCUCCCUCAUAUCCGUCACCGUCGCGUCUACUGCGGAUCGGCCCAAUGAACCUACCAGCGCUGCUGUCUACCUGAUCAGUAACUCCUCGCUAAUCUGCACUGGCUUUCCAGCACCCACCUCCUUUUGCAAAUGUACCUGUUUCUCCAAUAGCACGAUCAUCCCCCUGGACCCUGCCAAGCCGGGCUCGUCCUCGUCCGCCUUAGACAAGGUCUACAACAUCUAUGAACGCGCGUUCGACGAUCCCUCCGCCGACCCCGAACCCCCCGUACCACAGGUGAUCGAGCGCGCACAGAAAUACCGCGCACUGAACUGCAACGAUUGUAAUCGCAAAUUCUGCCUGGACUACGACCUCCCGAUCUGCAAAGACGCCAAAGAAGACGAUGUCUUCACCACUUGUUUCCAGCGCGACUCUCGGAAGGACGAGGCAGUCGUUUUCAUUUUCAUUUUUGCGACGGGCGGACUGCUCGCCUGGGCCGUGCUCAAGCCCUGGAUUGAGCGCUAUCUCGAGGCAGCGCGGGAGCGCCGAUCGUACAUGCCUGUUGCGGAAAACGAUAGUUAA